AUGGCCGAAAUGAUCUCGAGUGCUGCCACGGGUGUGUUGGGCUCCGUCAUCGACAAGCUGGCCGCCAUGCUCACCGACAAGUACAACCUUGCCAGAGACGUCAAGCAAGGGAUCCGGUCCCUGCAAGACGAGCUGCGCACCAUGGAAGCCAUGCUGCUGAGGCUCGAAGACAAGGACGACGACCAGAUCGAUCCACUCGCCAAAGACUGGAGGAGCAAGGUGCGUGAGCUGUCCUACGAUAUUGAGGAUUGCAUCGACCGUUUUGUGCUCAAUCACAGCCAUGGAGAUGGAGGUUCCACGGCCAACUUCGUGCACAAGGCCAUUCAAAUGGUGAAAACGUUGUUCAAGGACAGAGGAAUAGCAGAGGAGAUCCGACGACUCAAGAGGCUCGUGAGCGAGCAGAGCGAGCGGGGGAAACGCUACUACGACAUCAAUCAGUGUCUCCUCGCCUCUUCAUCUCAGCCAGUGCUCUUGGAUCCUCGAGCACCUGCACUCUUUCAGGAGGCCAGGGAUCUUGUUGGAAUCGAUGCUCCUCGUGAGGAGAUCAUCAGCUUAUUGAGAUGUGAAGACAAGGAGCACAAGGUGGUGUCCAUCUAUGGGAUAGGUGGACAGGGGAAGACCACUCUCGCCAUGGAGGUGUACAACAAAAUCACUGAAGCUGCUUUUGAUAGCCGGGCUUUUGUGUCUGUAUCACAAACUCCAGAUAUGAAGAAACUUCUUAGAGAUAUAUUGUCUCAAAUAAGCCAGAGACAUUUUGACCAGCCACAGAUGUUAGAGACAGUUGAGCAGCUCAUCCGCACAGUGAAAGAAUGCUUAAAGGACAAGAGGUACUUCAUCUUGAUUGAUGAUAUCUGGAAUGUCGAUGCAUGGGAGCUUGUACGAUCUGCCUUACCUCGCAAUGACAAUGGAAGCAGAAUUAUUACUACAACACGCAUUGAAUUAGUAGCCAAAUCUUGUUGUACUGGUAUUGCUGCACAAAUGUAUCAAGCAAAGCCCCUUAUUCUGGUUAAUAAGCAUGCCACAGAGUUCUUAAACAGCCAAGUCUUGCGAGUGCUGAAUAUUGAAGUUGAAUAUUGUGAAUGCCCUCUUGGACAUGUCAAAAGUUUAGGUCAGUUGAAGUACUUGAAGUCCAGCAAGCUUCCAGAAGAUAUAGAAAAGCUGGAACGUCUAGAGACACUAGACAUGAGAUGGGCCAGGCUUGAAAACCUACCAACAUGUAUUAUCCAGUUGCAUAAGUUGGUGCGCCUUUUUGUCCAUUCAUCGGUGCGCCUACCCGAUGGAAUCGGAAGUCUGCAGGCGUUGGAAGAGGUAUCAACGAUCAAUUUGGGUAUUCAAUCUCUAAAGUUUAUCCAAGGACUCGGAGAUCUGACCAAUCUGAAAUUACUUAAAAUUGAUUGGUCAUGCUCUACUGAAUUACGUGAUAUGGAGGAUCACAAGGUGGGCCCUCAAAUUAGCUCACUAGUCAACCUGACCCGCCUCCGCAUUUUUGUCCAUGGUGAAGCAGGCAAGGAAGGAAUAAAUAUCCUAGCAAGUUUACCCAUGCUGCUCUCUCUUACAGUUACCUUAUCCAAUGACCAAGAUGGAGAUGCAGGCAUCCUCUUCGCAAGGCAUGCAAUCAACAGGCAAGGAUUCCAGAGUUUGCUCAAGUUGAAUUUGCGCUGUUGGCGCGAGGCGGCAUUGGAGUUUGAGCCGGAAGCCAUGCCAAAGCUCCAAAGGCUCAAGCUGGAACUGAGGGCACGGUGCCAGUUCAAGUUUGGGGAAGGUGGCCUCGUCCUUGGGCUGCAGAAUCUUGGACUAGGCCUCAAACAUGUGGCUGUCGUGGUUGUCUGCUACGCUGCUGUUGCAGACGAGGUGGAGGCUUUGGAGGAUGACAUCAGGGGCGCAGCAGCCGUCCAUCCCAACCGUCCCAUACUCCAGAUCCAAAGAAUUCAUCAAGAUUGGAUGGCUCAGGGGUGCAGCAGGCGUCCAUCGGACCAUGCCAUACUAGAAGCCUAA
Miscanthus lutarioriparius is the source of this 1995-nucleotide messenger RNA. NCBI's taxonomy places the organism in Eukaryota, Viridiplantae, Streptophyta, Magnoliopsida, Poales, Poaceae. The record is from the annotation of a GenBank genome assembly.